CUUGGUAACAUUUACAUGUAUUUUUAUUUUCAUUUCUAGAGUUGUUUUGAAACACGUUGUAAAUAAAUUCCAGUUAGUGUUCGAAUAUCCGGUAGAGGGCAGCGGAGUAAAAUUUUAAAAUGCCUGUGAGUGGUGAAUAACCGAAGAGGUGGACGUUGACAUUUUUAAACGUGAGCAUUGCGAUUAUUGUGACAUAAACAUUUUAUAUUGACAUAAAUGAUUUAUGAAACACUGAUAAUUGAAAUAAAAUUUAACGUAUAGCAAAGAAUUAUGUACUUACUUGGAAACGAUUUGUAUAUCUAUAGAUUGUAACAACUGUGUUUACAAGUAUUAACACGGAUUAAUACCAUGAAGAAAUAACAUUCUUGUUUAAGAAAUAACAUUCAGUCAGCAUAAAGAAAUCGUCACCUGGAAACGAAAACUGUAACGUCGUAAAUAGAAAGAACGUGAAUAUGUGUGAUCUUAUAGAUUUAGAUAGUCCUGACAAAGAUUCGUUAAGUUCGAGGCUCGCAUCGCCUUUAAUACCAAUACCUACAGAUGUUACGUCUAACAACAAUAAUACUCGAAUCAAUACGAACGAGCCAAGUUCUCUAAUAAUAGGAAAACGUGAUAGUUUAGAAAAUAAUCCUUUUGAUAUGGUGUUGCAUAAAACUACGGAAUACAUUCAAAAAAAGGACGACCCUUUUGAAAUAACACUGGAGAAAGCAUUGACAGUGAAGUGCAAAAAAAAUGCUUCCUCGAGAUCAGGUUCCCUUGAUUUAUCAAAUAAUCAGGUUCUUAAGGGAAAAGAGACUAGGCAGAAACUGAAAAUAAACAAAACGUUGGAUGAGAUUUUAAUUAAUGACGAAUUAAAUUUAAGAAAUACAACCAACAAUGAAAAGUCUACUAAAAAUGCAAUUGAUAAUUCAAAUAAUACUAAUACAUCGAACAACCUACCCAUCAUCGAUGUUCAAGAUCUUGAUUUAUCAAUAUUAAAUCAAUCUGUGAUGAACGAUACAUUAUUCGAGGACAGCAAUAAACAAAAUAAAAAUGAAAUACAAUCUACUUUGCACAAUAAAAUGUUAGUUCCUAAUGUGACCUUACAAGUUCCAAAAGUUAAACGUUCUUUUUCACAAGGUGAAGUACAGCCUGAUAUGAGAAAAUUGGAGCAUCUAUAUCAAAGAUCAUUGGCUAAAUCUUUGAGAACUGUUUCUAACAGUGGAAUUAGUAUAUCUUCUUUAAGUUCACCUGAUAUGCUGAACGAAGGGUUUUUUAAAAGCGAUAUUGGAAGUUCUGUAUUCUCAAGUUUGUCAAAUAUUUCUUCUAUAUCAAAAGUGAGUCCUGUUUCUUCAAUAAUUAGUCCAUCAUUAAUGCUAUCAAAUGGAACUAUGAAUCGGACAUUCUUAGAAAGCUGUUCCUUUGAGAAAUCAGAGAAUACAAAAUUAACCGAAUCUAAAGAUCGCAAUAAAGAAACAGAUUCUGUAGCAACAAAAAAUUUGGAAAUAUUAAAAAAGACUUCACUGUCUGAUUUAACAGAUCGAUUUAAUAAACUUAAAGCAAGAGUAUCAGGGGUACACAUUUCUGAAAGUUGUACAAAUAAUAAAGAUGAACUUACAUGUAGCUCUUCCAGUGAUAUAAAACAAUCUAUAACUGUAACAGAGAAAAAUGAAACAUGUAAUGUUAAUAAUAAGUUAAUUGAUGUAGAUGUAUUUAUGCCAGGCAAUAAUUCUAGCAAAGAACAUUGCAAAAGUUCUUUUUCAGACACGUCAUCAGAUUCUGUAUUUCUUGAAGGAAAUAAGAUUAAUAAAUCAAUACUACAGGAAGCAAAAUUUCUUGCAAGAACUUUUGAAGAAAUGGCUAUAAAAACCAGUUCUGACUCAAGCAUUGAGGAUCUCAUUACAAAUAAUCUUUCAUGGACAUCAGAGUUAUUACCAGCAUUUGAUGAUGAAACUUCUGUAAAUUUAAUUGAAUUACCAGUAUCUCCUGAGAAAAAUGAUUCAAAGUUGAAAAAUAUAAAAAUUACAAAAAAUGAAAAUAAUGAUUCAUAUGAAAAUAAAAUAGAUGAAUGUAGUAAUAAAAUAAAAGAAAAUGUGAAAGAUUUAGAAAUGGAACUCGUCGAACCAAUAUCAGUAGAAAAACGUCCUACAGCUAUAACACUUCUGUUAGAUCUUAAAAAAUUAAUUGAAACAGAAAAGAAUGUAGAAGCAAAUAAACUAUUGAAAAAUUUGGAAAAAGUUUUAGGUAUUAAUUGUGAAAGCAAUACCGAAUUAUUAACUACUUAUUUUAAUGCAACUAAUAAUUUAUCAAAGAGUCCACAAAAAUCAAAUAAUAGUUUAGAAGUGAUCAAAAACGUGAUAGAAGAUAAUACAGAAUAUAGUAAAGAAAAUAAUUUGACUAAUGAUUCAACGGAAAGUAUCAAGGAAUCAGUAUUCUUCGAAAGCAUAAAUUUAAAUGAUGUAAAUACGAAUAAAUGUAUUGAUAAUCAAAAGUAUUUAAAUAGCGUAAAUAAUAAAUUAAAAUGUGAAACUUCAGGAGACCAAAUGAAUAUUAGAAACAUAAACAAAGAAAAAAAUGAAAAUGAAUUUAAUGAUCAAAAGACAUCUGAAGAAAAGGUGGUAAUUGAUUUACUUGCAAAUAUAGGAAAAUUAUUACAGACUAAAGAACAUCCAACUUUGGAUAUACUUAAAAAUUUAGGAGCAGUAUUGAAUGUUGCUUAUAAUUGUAAUGUUGAUGAAAACAUAGAAACAAAAUGUGAAGAUGUAAAAAUUCAACGAACUUCAAAAAAAUCAAAAUUGAAAUCUGAAAAGGAAAUAAAGUCAUCAUUUUUAUCAAAAUCAGCUAAUAGAUUAAGUUUAAAUUUAGACUCAAAGAAACAAGCAAUUGGUAAAAAUUUUAUUAGGAGAAGCAUAUCUGUAUCUCAAGCACCGUCAACUAAAUCAAGUUCAUCUAUCAACAAAGAUAUACCUCAAUUGGAAAAACGAUAUUCUAGUGAUCCUAAUUUUAUUAAUCCAUCAUUAAAUAAAAAAGUGAUAAAUAACAAUAAAAAUCAAUUACGAAAAGAUACAGAAACUAAAACGACUACAACUUUAGAUUCGCAGAAAGAAAAAAUUUCAAUGAUAAGUACAGUUAAAACUAAAUUGAAAAAAAAAAUUGACACUAAUAUCACAAAUAAAAAAGGGCCAAUGAAAGCUAUUAUUCCUAUAAGAAAUAUGCAGAAAAGAGAUGCUGUUAACAAAAAAAUAACUUCGUCUGUUGGAGGUAUAAUAUCACCCGAGUCUCAUGAAAUAAUUAGCAGUACACCUAAUUCGAUAACCAAUGAAUUCCCAGUUAAAAAAUCAGGAUCCUCAAAACCAGUAGCUUCGUCAACUCCAGAUGCACCAAAUUCUAAAACGCGAAAAAUACAAUCGCAACUAAUUAACAGCCCGAAGAAACGAAACUUUUUUUGCGAUAUUUCGCCAGUAACUACACGCGUAAAUGUUGAUAAUAACAAUACAGUUGACGAUAGUCCACGAAGGAGUAAUAAAUUACCAUCGCCAAAGAAAACAACACCCAAACAUCGACGUACAGAAUCUGGUAUUCCAAAAGCGCAAACACCUCCUAUAAGCAAGCGAUUACAUUCCUCAUUUGAAGUUAAUCACUGUGAGCGUGUACACGAAUCCCCACGACGUUCAGUAUAUAAAAAAUCAAAUUCGCAAAGAUAUUCGCCAGUUUCCUUAAAGAAAAAUGAAAAUAUCCAACGAAGUCCAUUAAGGGAUAAUAACAAACUUACCCAUAAAGUAAAACCGAUUAAUCUGAUUUCAAAACUUCAGCGGCAUAACAGUAAUACAAAUGCGAUGGAUAAAGAAAACAGUUGUGUUUAAUUUAUAAAAUUCUUUUAUAAUUAAUAACAGUUAAGCAUGCGUAGAAUUUGCUACAGCGUGUGUAUAUUUUUUUUACGUUUACAUUUUUUCACAUCUGUGUUUUACAAUAAAAUAUUUGCAACAUG
Frieseomelitta varia is the source of this 3964-nucleotide messenger RNA. Its product is annotated as probable serine/threonine-protein kinase DDB_G0282963. Lineage: Eukaryota; Metazoa; Arthropoda; Insecta; Hymenoptera; Apidae. The transcript has 8 exons. The coding region runs from base 453 to 3839 and encodes 1128 amino acids. The record is from RefSeq and is a predicted model, not a curated record.